Molecule: messenger RNA, 3138 nt
Organism: Chanos chanos (milkfish)
Lineage: Eukaryota; Metazoa; Chordata; Actinopteri; Gonorynchiformes; Chanidae
Gene: znf740a
Product: zinc finger protein 740a
Exons: 18
Coding region: 181-1911 (576 amino acids)
Biological process (GO): regulation of transcription by RNA polymerase II
Cellular component (GO): transcription regulator complex; chromatin; PcG protein complex
Molecular function (GO): DNA-binding transcription factor activity, RNA polymerase II-specific; RNA polymerase II cis-regulatory region sequence-specific DNA binding
Source: RefSeq, a predicted model, not a curated record
CUGAGAGGAGCUCGGAGAAGACGGCGAAAUAAAAGAGAAAACAUCAUCAAUCAAAAAAGGAUACCAGUGCCAGAUGAGUCAGGCAAGCACAGCCCAUUGUCUGACACCAUCCUGAGUGACAUCUCCUUUAGCCACCUUGUCCCCGCCCCUCUCCCCGCCCUCUCGGACCCAGUCUCCACAAUGUCCCACCUGCCAAGCAGCUCAGUCCGAGACCAUAUGAAAUGGGCGGGGCUACUCGGUUGUGAGGCAGUCCUCUCCAGCAUGGCGUUGAUGCAAGCCAGCUCCAUGGCUGCCCCAAAGAAAAUGAUGCCGCCAUUGGGUCCCACACCUGGCCAUGGGUCGAGUCAGAGAGAUAUGCCAGACCGAGGUCCCCAGGGUCAUAUGGUCCUGCCAACUGGCAUGAGCUGCCCUCCACUGCUUCUCCGGAAGGACAGCGAUUUCCCUGCUCCCCGCCUGCUGGAUGAGAAGGAAAUGAGAGCCAACGAGGACAUGCAGCUGAAAAAGAAGAACAGGAAGUCAGGAACACCCUGCAAAGUCAGAGAGCAGGAGGGGAGAGGAGGGAAGGGGGCUGUGGGAGAUGAGAACGGGAACUGUCCACUGUCCAAAGUGCAGAAGAAUUUCAUCUGUGAUCAUUGUUAUGGGGCAUUCAGGAGCGGUUAUCACCUGAAAAGGCAUAUCCUCAUCCAUACUGGGGAGAAGCCAUUUGCGUGUACCAUAUGUGAUAUGAGAUUCAUCCAGCGUUACCACUUGGAGAGACACAGUCUCACACAUACAGGGGUGAAGCCAUAUGCUUGUUCGAUGUGUGACAUGCGGUUUUUUCAACGUUACCACUUGGAGAGACACAGACUCACUCAUACUGGGGUGAAACCGUAUGCUUGCACUAUGUGUGACAUGCGAUUUUUCCAACGUUACCACCUUCAGAGACACAGCCUCAUUCAUACGGGGGUGAAGCCCUAUGCUUGUUCCAUGUGUGACAGGCGUUUUUUCCAACGCUACCACCUGCAGAGACACAGCCUCACGCAUACGGGGGUGAAGCCAUACGCUUGUACCAUGUGUGACAUGAGGUUUUUUCAGCGUUACCAUCUGCAGAGACACACCCUAACCCAUACGGGGGUGAAGCCGUAUGCUUGCACCAUGUGUGACAUGCGGUUUUUUCAACGUUGCCACCUGCAAAGACACAGUCUCACCCAUACGGGAGUGAAGCCGUAUGCUUGUUCCAUGUGUGAUAUGAGAUUUUUUCAACGCUACCACCUGCAGAGACACAGCAUCACCCAUACGGGGGUGAAGCCUUACGCUUGUUCCAUGUGUGACAUGCGUUUUUUCCACCGUUACCACCUGCAGAGACACAGCCUCACACAUACGGGGGUGAAGCCCUACGCUUGCUCCAUAUGUGACAUGCGUUUCUUUCAACGCUACCACCUGCAGAGACACAGCCUCACCCACACGGGAGUGAAGCCGUAUGCUUGUUCCAUGUGUGAUAUGAGGUUUUUUCAACGUUACCACCUGCAGAGACACAGCCUCACUCAUACUGGAGUGAAGCCAUAUGCUUGUUCGAUGUGCGACAUGCGGUUUUUCCAACGUUACCACUUGGAGAGACACAGCCUCACUCAUACUGGAGAGAAGCCGUUUGCAUGUGAUAUGUGUGACAUGCGCUUCAUCCAGAGGUACCACUUAGAAAGGCACAAGCGUGUUCACAGCGGAGAGAAGCCUUAUCAGUGUGAACGCUGCCAGCAGAACUUUUCACGGACAGACAGGCUGCUGAGGCAUCGGAGGCUGUGCCAGGGACGUGGUGUCGCUAAAGUGGAGGCACAGCCCUGUUGUGAGCCCCGCUCCUACCCACAGGAGCCGCCACCUCCACCUCCAGCAACCUGGAGUCCCCUCCACCCUCCCCCUGGCCGAUUAGCAGUCUGACAUUCCCCACUAAGCCCUCAGUGUAAAGCCCUAACAAACCCUGCCCUGUGGCCCCAGUCACUGCCGAAUAGCAAAUGGCACUAACUGAUGGCCGAGACUGAUGAUAAUGCAGUGAAGGAAAGGGAGAAACUAUUCUCUUUAUGUUUUUGUGUUGCUUUUUUUCUUUUUGUUUGAUUUUGUUUUUAAAUGUUGCUUACAUAUUGUUUGGAAUAUUUCCUUUAACUCCAGGGGAAGGAUUUUAUACUCGAUAUGAUUUAUUCCACCUGUUUUGUCAUUGUUUUGUUUUUGGUUUUUUUUUUUUUUUCCUUUUUGGUACUUUUAAAGGAGGGGAACAAAAACAUGCUGUUAAUUUGUGCACCACGAUGAGGGAUAUAUGCUUGAAAAACUAUGAAAAGAUUUCAGAACAAGUGACUAGAUAUUGGUACAGUUUUCAGAUCACUACGAUAAUUAAUUGGGCCUUUUUUUCGCAACAGAAUAAGCUGUUAAAACGACAAUGUUUAUUUUCAGUUACAUGUCAGAGCAUCAACAUUUUUGACUCCUGUUAUAGGCUGAUGAUCCAGGAGGCAAUCCAUAAACACAACAUUCACACGGUUCACUGAAAAUGACUCAGCUCCUGUUACUCUAUUAGUGUAGGUGGGUAUAGCACAAUCGUCACACCCACUUCAGUUAUAGAAACUGUGUGUGUUGUCAUUUCUCACGUGUCAUGAUCAAAGUAAGACAAGUAAUCACCUCGUCAUAAAGGAGGGGGUUCUGGGUUUCUGGGUUGUUGAAUUGUAUUGUGGGUAACUGUUCAUUUUUACCGCGUAGUUGAGAUAAAAAGUCAUCCUUCUUUCUUCUAUCAGGUUUGUUCUUAAACUUUCGGAAAUGGCCCAGUUUAGUUCAGUCAGUCAUGCCCAUCGGAAAUGACCCUAAGAGAAAAUACACAGAGGUGUUCUGUGUUUAUGACAGCGUUAUUAGCCUGAAAGUGCAGUAUGCAUUAACUGUACGAGCCACAUGGAAAGGACACAAGAUGCUUCCAUAAGUUCAUCAUGGAUAUGUACAGAUUAGCAUGGAUGUAAUAAAAAAAAAAAGGAAAAAAAAAAGCGAAUCUUGUGGCCUUAGGGUGUGCACAUGUAUUUUAUUUUGUACAUGAUUUUGGAUUUUUAUCAUGCAAUAAUGAUGUAAUUAUUAUUUGACAGACAUGUUGAGAGAAAAUCACUGCCUUUUCAAAUUGACAGCAUUUUUUUU